This is a messenger RNA of Nezara viridula (southern green stink bug), 276 nucleotides long. NCBI's taxonomy places the organism in Eukaryota, Metazoa, Arthropoda, Insecta, Hemiptera, Pentatomidae. The record is from the annotation of a GenBank genome assembly.
AUGGUCUUUAGGAUUGCACUAACUGCGGAGAGGGGCAUGUCAACGAACCGACUACCACCCACUCGCUACGGGAGUGCGGAAGGAGAUGAAAAUGAUGGGAUCACACGCACGCACCCUCCGGAAGGUCGGAAGGAGGUAGCGGUGAAGGCUUGGACUGCAGUAGAGUAUAAAAAGGCGCUAAGCGGUGCGGAAAUAACGGUAGUAGGCGGCUCACUGUUUGCCCAGCCUGUUUCGGGGGUCACAGCCCUGUAUACACCAGCGCCAUCUUCAUUCUAA